CCCCCGCACGCACAUUGCGUCCAGAUCGCGGACGGUGCUGGAGGCAUCAACUUCUGAUCCUGUAAUAUCUCGGAUUAUACUAAAAGGAAUAUGAAGACGUUACGAAUUGCGAUCUUUCUCGUCCAUUGUCUCGUGUUACUCAAGGUGUGCAGUGGCGCCUCUGUGGACAGGUAUGAGAGUGCCAAACCCAGAACAACAGUGGUCAGCCUCUUUCACACCCUAGAGAAAACAAACACGACAGGGCAGCAGGUGGACAGAGGGACGAAUGUGUAUGAAGAGCAUGAUUAUGAUGAAGAUUAUGAUCUCUCUGUGGAUUAUGACUCAAACCAACCAAGAGUGGCAUUUUCCACCAAACCCAAACAUCCGUCAGCGAUUCCCACUACUGAGAAGAAGACAAAAAAAGGAAAAAGGAAGGCCAAAGGAAAAGGCAAGGGAAGAAAGAAGAACCCCUGCCUGGAGGAAUACAAAGAUUUCUGCAUUCAUGGAGCGUGUCAGCAUCUGAAGGAGUUGAACACUCACUCUUGUGUGUGAGUUUCAUGCAGUUUU
This is a messenger RNA of Sinocyclocheilus rhinocerous, 546 nucleotides long. RefSeq names its product proheparin-binding EGF-like growth factor. The record is from RefSeq and is a predicted model, not a curated record. The transcript is spliced from 3 exons. Gene Ontology annotation, biological process: positive regulation of cell population proliferation; epidermal growth factor receptor signaling pathway. The coding region runs from base 91 to 531 and encodes 146 amino acids. Gene Ontology annotation, molecular function: growth factor activity; epidermal growth factor receptor binding. Lineage: Eukaryota; Metazoa; Chordata; Actinopteri; Cypriniformes; Cyprinidae.